Molecule: messenger RNA, 1480 nt
Organism: Tilletiopsis washingtonensis
Lineage: Eukaryota; Fungi; Basidiomycota; Exobasidiomycetes; Entylomatales
Exons: 1
Coding region: 481-1260 (259 amino acids)
Source: RefSeq, a predicted model, not a curated record
CACGCCUCCGAGCCUCGCUGCCUCCUCCUUUGCCUCUCCCUCGCUCGGCUCAGACCAGCAGCCCAGCGGCCGCAGGCGGAACGGGAGCGCAGUUCGGAGCUCUUGCCUCGCAGCUGGGCUUCCGUGGUCGAGAGUCUUCGCCCUCAGCCCUGCUGCUGCGGCGGCCUGUCGAAGCUCCUCGGGCGCGUCGCAUCGGGAUGCGAGGCCGCGGCCCUCCGCCCCCUCCGCCCUCCCGACCCGCUUCGCCGCCUGUCUGCUCUGCAGCGCGGAAAGCGGCGCUAGAACACGCAGCUUGAGGCUACUCCAUGCGUGCUGUCCGAGAGCAAGUGACCGCCCAGGUGGCAGGGCGUGACGAGGCGGCGCAAGUGAGCGUCGCCUGCACCCGGCUGCAGCAAGGUCUCACGCCUGUACGCCCGUCCUCGCUGCCCUGACGCAGCCCACAGCCGCCGCCGCUCGGCCGUGCAGAGAGCCAAUUGGCGGAUGCAUCUGGCCAGCAUGACAGCAGAGCGCCGCCACAGACUUAGGCUCGGGCCAUUCAUCGUCGCUGCACUUGCUGGCCACUCGCGCUUGCCCUCGUGGCGUCCGGGCAGCAGCUCAGCACGCCGGACUGGAGGCAUCGGCGCCGGAGGCCUCGGCAAGCACAGCCGUCAUGCGCAGGGCACAGUGCGUCUACUCAGCCCGAUGCCGAGACAGCGCCCACAGCACGCAUUGCUGCUGCAGCGUCCGAUGCGGCCGUGCGCACCUGGCCGCAAGGAGACGCCCGGACGGACGCCGGGGACGUCAAAAGGCAGCGCCCUGAGCGUAGCGCUCGCCUUUGUGUCCCUCUCUCACCCACUGUCACUGUCCUCCCUCCGUCACCCUCCAGCGCACAGCAUGUUCCGUCCGCUUCUCCUGCUCAGCGUGCUCGGUCUGGUCGCCUGCGCGCCCGCGCCCCAGGUGACGGCCGCACCGCAGCCGGCGAUCACCGGCUACCCGGCGCUCCUCGCCGUGGCGCAGCGCGGCUCCCUCUCCUCAAUCGACGGCCAAGCCCAGGCUUCCGCCGUCGGUGCCUUCCUCGACGACCUGCGCUCGCACGCCUCCGACUCGGCAUACCUCUCUUCGGCCGUGAACGAGAUGGAGCAGAACCAGUUUGGCUUCGUCACGGCCGUCAUCGCCACCGCGGAGGGCGACCCGGCUCUGAAGAGCCAGUUCGUGUCGAACUUCGAUGAGCGCGUGCAGAGCGUCGGCGAGCAGUAUCGCUCGGCGGCUACCAUCAAGUGAGUCAUCCACUGUGUUCAUCCCUGUCUCUCCGUUACUGACCCGUGGCCGCAAGGAACGACAACCGCUACGCCUCGGUGCGCUCGCAGCUCACACAAAGCCAGGACGGCGCCGCCACCACGCUCAAUGCCUUCCUGUCGCUCUACUCGAUUCCCGCCACGCAAGUCUUCGCCGUCAGCUCCUCGGCCGCGAGCUCCACCGCCAUCCCUACCACGCGGCCGUC